Messenger RNA from Alosa sapidissima (American shad), 1070 nucleotides. RefSeq names its product retinol dehydrogenase 10. The record is from RefSeq and is a predicted model, not a curated record. The transcript has 5 exons. Gene Ontology annotation, molecular function: oxidoreductase activity, acting on the CH-OH group of donors, NAD or NADP as acceptor. Gene Ontology annotation, cellular component: lipid droplet. Lineage: Eukaryota; Metazoa; Chordata; Actinopteri; Clupeiformes; Clupeidae. Bases 111 to 1052 code for a protein of 313 amino acids.
GACUGAGCGAGAUCCACACAGGGAGACCCAGCUUGGCCGUCUGCAGCUUUGCCCACAAACACACAGCCAGCCCCAGAACCCACCAUCAGUCAACCUAACAGCCAGCCACCAUGAUUGUUCUAAUGGACAUGCAGAUGAUGAUGCUGGAUGUGAUUUACUUCAUCUUGCGCGGGUGCUUACGGAUCGUCAUGAGGCCGCGCACCAAGGACAUCAGUGGGGAGCUGGUGCUCAUCACCGGAGCCGGGGGUGGCCUGGGGCGCCUCUUCGCCCUGCAGUUUGUCCGUGAAGGGGCCGAGGUCGUGCUGUGGGACAUGAACGCCGAGACCAACGAGGCGACGGCCAAGCUGGUGCGUGAGGCUGGUGGCAAGGCCCACACAUACACGGUGGACGUGACCGACCGAGAUACAGUGUACAAGGUGGCCGAUCUUGUCAGGAAGGACCUGGGCAGGGAUGUCACAUUUCUGAUUAACAAUGCUGGCGUGGUGGCAGGGCACCGUCUUUUGGACUGCCCAGAUGACAUGGUGGAGAGGACACUGAAGGUCAACUGCCAUGCCCACUUCUGGACGGUGAAGGCAUUCCUGCCACAGAUGAAGGCUAAUAACCAUGGCCACAUCGUCACUGUGGCCAGUGUCCUGGGUCUGUUUGCUACUGCCUGUGUGGAGGAUUACUGUGCCAGUAAGUUUGCAGCUGUCGGGUUCCAUGAGUCUUUGACCCACGAGCUCCUGACAGAGGAAGAGUGUGACGGCAUAAAGACCACACUGGUCUGUCCCUACCUGAUAGACAAUGACAUGUUUGAAGGCUGCAAGAUAAGGGAGGAAGCAGAAUUGUUUCUGUCGGCUCAGGAUCCUGUUUACGUAGUCCAGCAGGCGAUGAAUGCGAUUCUUAUUGACCAACCACUUGUUUGCAUUCCAAGAUUGACUUACAUCCCCUACAUAGCUAAGGCGCUGCUUCCCUGGGAUGCAAACGUGGCAACCUAUCGCUUUGUAGGGUCUGACAAGAGCAUGUAUCCCUUUAUUGAGAAAAAGAACAAGACAGCCAUCAAGGCUGCAUAGACACCACACAGAAGCUGC